Messenger RNA from Colossoma macropomum (tambaqui), 1613 nucleotides. RefSeq names its product 3-ketodihydrosphingosine reductase (gene kdsr). Gene Ontology annotation, molecular function: 3-dehydrosphinganine reductase activity. The transcript has 10 exons. Gene Ontology annotation, biological process: sphingolipid biosynthetic process. NCBI's taxonomy places the organism in Eukaryota, Metazoa, Chordata, Actinopteri, Characiformes, Serrasalmidae. The record is from RefSeq and is a predicted model, not a curated record. Bases 210 to 1289 code for a protein of 359 amino acids. Gene Ontology annotation, cellular component: endoplasmic reticulum membrane.
CCAAGUGCCCUAGUAAAUGUUGUGUUUUGGUUCAUAUUGGCCAGUCGUACGCGUUUAAACUCGUUUUGCCUUGCCGUCGUGAGCCUCCCAGGCGUAUUAAUAUUAAAUACGAGUUCUUAAGCCGUGCAAACGCGCGUCUGCCUUGGGAAAAUCUCCGCUUUAUACAGCGUUAGUGAGCUUGUUGGUUGCCUCCAGCCACCGGGAGCCCCAUGUCCUCCGACCCGGGCUGGAGCUCCGCGGUCUCGGCCUGGCUCUUCUCCAGCUCCUGGUGGCCGCUCCUGCCCUUCGUCAUGCUUUUAGUGGUCGCUGCUUUCGUCGUGGCCUUCGUCCUGCUGCUCUACAUGAUAUCUCCUCUGAUCAGCCCCAAACCGCUCAAACUCAACGGGGCCCAUGUCGUGGUGACUGGUGGCAGCAGUGGCAUUGGGAAGUGCAUCGCCAUCGAGUGCUAUAAACAAGGUGCCUUCAUCACUCUAGUGGCGCGUGAUGAGAGCAAGCUGGUUCAAGCGAAGAAAGAAGUGGAGAAAUGCGCCAUAAAUGAUAAACAGGUGGUGCUGUGCAUUUCCGUCGACGUGUCCAAAGAUUACAGCCAAGUGGAGAGUGUAAUAAAACAGGCUCAGGAGAAGCUGGGCCCGGUGGACAUGCUGGUGAACUGCGCAGGGAUUUCCGUCUCUGGGAAGUUUGAAGAAGUGGACGUGGAGCGCUUCCGGAGUCUGAUGGAGGUGAAUUAUCUGGGCAGUGUGUAUCCGACGCGGGCCGUCAUCACCACCAUGAAGGAGCGGAGGAUGGGCAGGGUCGUGUUCGUUUCCUCUCAGGCCGGACAGCUCGGCCUGUUUGGAUACACUGCGUACUCCGCCUCCAAAUUCGCCCUGAGGGGGCUCGCUGAGGCCCUGCAGAUGGAGGUGAAGCCCUAUAACAUCUAUGUCACAGUGUCUUACCCUCCUGACACUGACACGCCAUGCCUGACAGAGGAGAACAAGACCAAGCCUUUAGAGACCAAGCUGAUCUCGGAGACGUCUGGAGUGUGUCAGCCUGAGCAGGUGGCCAAAGUCAUCGUUAAAGACGCGGUGCAGGGGAACUUUAACAGCUCUGUGGGUCCUGACGGCUACAUGCUCUCAGCUCUGACCUGUGGGAUGUCCCCCGUCACCUCCAUCACUGAAGGACUGCAGCAGAUCGUGACCAUGGGCCUCUUCCGCACCAUCGCUCUCUUCUACCUGGGCAGUUUCGACAGCAUCGUCCGCCGCUGCAUGAUCCAGAGGGAGCAGUCCAAAGCGGCUGAUAAACGAGAGUAAAACCAGAGAGCCCCCCCUACCCCCCCCAAAACACACACAAACACAGCACUGAAAUGAGUGGCCAUUGGAGCAGCACGUAAAAAAAAAUGUUUAUGUUCUCAAUACACACUGUGGUCAAGGCCACUGUUUUUCUUAUUCCAGCUGUCCUUCUCUGUCUUGUGAAGCACUUAAGUGCAGUGACAACUGAGGGUUUUAUUUAACCUCAGAAAUUUGGAAUCAUUUUAAUGUCGAAACUUUUGCGUUUGUGUUUUCGUGGCACAAACAAGGAGAAUUAUCCAUGAGGUUAGUGAGUUUACUUUGGAAUUCCUGCCUUUUUUGCCCAUU